Messenger RNA from Eucalyptus grandis, 3450 nucleotides. RefSeq names its product disease resistance protein RPM1-like. Gene Ontology annotation, biological process: defense response to other organism. The record is from RefSeq and is a predicted model, not a curated record. Gene Ontology annotation, molecular function: ADP binding. Bases 386 to 3211 code for a protein of 941 amino acids. The transcript is spliced from 3 exons. Lineage: Eukaryota; Viridiplantae; Streptophyta; Magnoliopsida; Myrtales; Myrtaceae.
GGCACGACCAGAGAGCUCGUGCAAGGGAAAGAAAGGAAAGAAAGGAGAAAGAGAAGAAGGAAAAAGAGAAAAAGGGCUUUGCGCGUUCUCGCCAUAGGAGCCUCGCCAAGCUAAUUUGACUGCAUAUCACAACGCUCAGAUUACGAGUUCGUUGAUUCACAUGAGCCUUGUUAUUUGGUUUGGGGCACAUUCAGGUUCCUCAACUAGUAACGAGUAAUAUGAGAGCAAUAUUGACAACGGGACUUUUGAGAAUUGAAUUUUGGUAGUUUGAGACUAUGUCCUUUGGGUAAAAGGACAGCCGUAUCAUCCCCAUUCUUGAUGGUUUUGGGGUGUAACAAUACCAGCUAGUUUAUUCUCCAGAACUUCGAUAUCUGCAAAAUAGAGCAUGGCAGAUUUCGCAGUAAACUGCCUACUUGCAAAGCUCAAGGACUUUCUAGAGAAUGGGGUUCUAUUGGGAGGUGCCGAGGAAGAAGCUACUUUAGUGAAGAGGCAAUUGGAGUACGUCUGGGCAUUCCUGAGGAGUGCAGAUUCCCUGGAAGAGAGUGACGAGGAAGUCAAAGUUUGGGUGAAGCACCUGAGAGAAAUCGCAUAUGACACUGAAGACGCUCUUGAUGAGUUCAAACUUCUCCUUGCGCAUGAUCAUGGAAUUGGUAUUCCCGGUCUUCUAUCCAAGUUGUCCUGCUGUAUCAAGAACAUGAAAGGUCGAUACCGAAUUGCUUCGGAGAUGAAAUCCAUCAAUGCCAGAAUCAAAAGCAUCUUCGAUGGACACUGGAGAGUCCGAGACAAAUUAAAUAAAGUCGAACAUCGCUAUGGCUCUAGUAAGCCAGACGACACAUGGCAGGACCAGCGAGGGAAUGCUCUUCUUUUAGACAAAGCUGAGCUCGUGGGCAUCAGUGAACCGACAAAAAGGCUGGUCGGCUGGCUGAUUGAGGGCGCUUCCACUCGGCACCUAAUCUCAGUCGUGGGGAUGGGAGGACUGGGGAAAACUACAUUAGUGAAGCAAGUUUACGAAGAUCCAGAAGUGAAGAAACAUUUCAUUGUACGUGCCUGGAUAACUCUUUCUCAAUCUCCAAAUAUAGAAGAGAUCCUCCAAGGCAUGUUUCGACAAAUUAUGAGGGAGACCGAAGAACCAGUUCCUCCACUAGAGGACAACAAGGACAGGUUAUGCCAGAAGAUGAUUAUCAAGGACUUGCUACAAAAAGCAAGGUACCUAAUUGUUGUAGAUGAUGCGUGGCGCAUAAAUGAUUGGGAUGCGAUCAAACAUGCAUUGCCUAACAACAUCUGUGGCAGCAGAAUAAUCAUCACAUCCAGGAAUUCCGAUUUAGCACAUACCUCAUGCGCGGAAUUUAGGGGUAUGGUUUACAAGAUGGAGCCACUGUCAGAUGAACAGUCAUGGAAGCUUUUCCGCGCAAAAACAUUUCAGGGGAACUUGUGCCCUCCUCAUCUAGAGGAGACGUGUGGGCUUAUUCUGAGAAAGUGUGAGGGGUUGCCACUUGCCAUUGUAACUAUCGCUGGUGUUUUGGUUUUAAAAGACACAAGAAAAAAGGAUGAAUGGGAUUUGGUACUUCGCAGUCUUUUUACUGAAAUCAAUUGCAACGACAAGUUCAAAACCUUGAAGAGAGUCCUUUCACUUAGUUUUGAUGACCUGCCAUACUACUUGAAGUCCUGUUUCUUGCACUUAAGCGUAUUUCCCAAGGGUUACAUCAUUGACUGUGGGACAAUAUUUCGAUUAUGGAUUGCAGAAGGAUUUGUAGACAAGAAAGGCGGCAUGACGGUAGAAGAAGUAGCCCAGGAGCACUUCAGUGAGCUCCUGAACAGAAGCCUGAUAGAGGUGGCUGUUACAACAUACGAUGGAAGGAUGAAGUUUUGCCGUAUCCAUGAUCUUCUGGUGGAUAUUAUUACUUCAAAGUCAAGCAACCAAGGCUUUGCAGAAACAGCCAUAGAAAAACAGCCUAAUUGGCCAGACAAAGUUCGUCGCCUAUCUAUACAAAACAGCCCGCAAGCUAUACAACAGAAAAGGUCAUUGUCUCAACUUCGUUCAUUACACAUGUUUGGGGCAGAGAGAUCUUCCAUGGAUGCUGUUCUAGGUAGUGAAAUGAGACUACUCACUGUUCUGGACUUGCAAGCUGCUCCUUUGACAAGGUUCCCAGCUAAACUUGCUGAGUGGCGCUGCCUGAGAUAUCUAAGCUUCAGGUACACCAAGGUGAGAACUGUUCCAAAUUCCAUAGGGAACCUUCAAAACCUAGAGACCCUAGACCUCAAGCACACGUAUGUCACAGAAUUGCCAGUUGCAAUCUUGAAGCUCGGACGACUUCGCCAUCUACUCGUAUAUCGUUAUUCAGACACACCAUAUUCAUGGUGUAAGUAUUCAUGGUGUAAGUACGGCUUCAAGUCCCCAGGAGAAAUAGGGUCUCUACAGUCCCUGCAAAAGCUCUGCUCCAUAGAAGCAGGUGGUGGCAGAAACAGCAGCUUAAUGAGAGAGAUAGGAAAGUUGAAACAAUUGAACAGGUUAGCCAUCUUUAAUUUGAGAAGAGAAGAUGCACGGGAAUUGUGCUCGUCGAUCGAAAAAUUAACAAAGCUUCAAGCAAUAUCUGUAACUUCAGUGAACGAAAAUGAGAUUAUUGAUCUACAACAGCUCUCUGCUCCACCUCCAUUUCUCCAGAGAAUUUACUUGACAGGACGUCUGGAGGCAUUACCACGUUGGAUAUCUUAUCUUGAUAGCCUAAUGGUAUUGCGACUGAAAUGUAGUCAGCUAAAGGAUAAUCCACUGUCGUCUCUGGGGAAUUUGCCAAAUCUUGUGCAUCUACACUUGAUUCGAGCUUAUGAAGGAACCAAGCUGCGUUUCAAUGCCAACAACUUUCUGAAGCUACAGUUUCUGGGCCUUGUUUGUUUUGACAAACUCAAAUGCGUGGAAGUGGAGAAGGGAUCAAUGUCUUGUCUUGAGAAGUUGAUUAUUGCGAAUUGUAAGCUAAUGGAGGAGCUUCCAUCGGGUGUUGAGCACCUGGAAAAGCUGACAGUGCUGCAGUUCAUUGACAUGUCUGAUGAGUUCGUGAAGAAACUCAAGAGAGAUGGACAAGACGACGAUUGUUACCUGAAAGUGGCCCAAUUUCCAGAAGUAUAUUAUGGAUACCGGAGAUGUGGGGGAUGGGACGCCCUGCUUACCAAGACAUUGUGUGAGAGAAGCGUUGAAUUUCCUCCAUGCUCGAAAUGAGCGGCUGAGCCUGGGACGCAGUUUGAUUGAAUGACUGCAAUUCUAGAUAAUCGUUGACGCUUUGUGAUAGAAGUUUAAAAGCAUAUUGUGUAAUAUUUGACUUGGUCAAAAGGCAUAUAGCCUCCGCCCGACCAAAAAAAAAAGGCAUAUAGCUUUGACGUGGUCAAAGAAAGGGAGCAGUAUUUAAGAGCACACGCGAAAAGAGAAAGGGAAAGGAAACCAGAAGGAAAGAAAGAAAA